UACUCGACUAACUUGGACCCGCUUUGACAACAACUUUUGAGUUCUUUGCUCUGACUUGAUAUGAAUUCAAAACAAAGAAUUAGAUCGCACAAGCUGUUUUUCAUAGACUAAAGUGUAAAGAGCAAGCGGUUUGGGAAUUUCUGCAGAUUUUUCUUUCACUCUGGUUUUUCCAGCAUUCCUUUGUUGCAGAAACAGAUGCUUCUUCCUGUUCAUGUGAGAGUGAAACAUUUCCCACUGUAAUGGUGUGUUAAAGGGAAUUAUACUGGAUGUUUGUGCAGCCCUGGAACAGUUCAUUCUGACUUUUAGGACUGUCUUAGCCUGAUCACUGAAACUGUGUAUUUAUUUGUUUACUUCGCCAAUGAAGUAGUUUAUAAUUUCAGACAUAAUUAAUAAGGAAAACUAAUGGUCCAGUAAUUAAGGUUUUCUGUUUUUUGUGUGUCUGAUUGUGUUUUUGCUCAGUGACUGUCUUUUUCAGUUGGACUACUGUACAACAUCUUAGGAUGACAUUUGGAUGUGUCUUGUGACACAAAAGUGUCAAAGUACACAAACUACAAAUAGCUUUUACUAGCAGGAACCUGUAAGUGUGUGUGUGUGUGUGUGGGUGUGAGGUUCGACAGUAAAACUUUAAAGUGGUGAUCUAAUGUCUCAGCAGUGCAUGGUGUUUUCAUCCAAAAAUGUUGUAGUAGUACGUAACUGCUCAUGAUUUCAGUAAAGAGUAUGAAAGUAUAAUACAGCAAAUAGAAAACUGCUGUGAAGAUAUACCUUUUUUCACACCCUACAGUGAGUAAAACAAUUGUUCGUUCAGCUGAAGACCUCCUGGGACUUUCUGACUGACCCCUGACUGCAUUGGAAAAGAAGUUUUCCAAGCAGAAAUCACCUCCUCGCCAUGUCCUGUGAUUCAGACCCUUACAUCUUCUCCACCAACACCCUACCCAGUGACCUCCGCUUCCUCCCUCCACUGGCCAAUGGGCUUUUGGGCUGGAGGGUGUACAACAAUAUCAUGCACAUGGGGGGUGUGUAUAACGGGGAGGGUGGACGUUGUCACCGUGCAGAUAUCCCCUGUCCUCUAGCUAUCAAAAUUGAGAUGGAGGAACCUGCACAACAUACUUACAGUCUGGACACACACACAGGCAUUUUUACACACACUCUGAGCUCAGCCAGAGUUACAGCCUCACAGUCUUUGUAUUCACAUCGAUUCCACUCCAACCUGAUGGUGAUGGAGAUUUUGUUGGUGCGGCAGGUGACUUCAGAGGAGCCAAUUACUGUUAAGCUGGUCAGCUCGUUCUCACCUCAGAGCAAAGACAUUGCUUUUGAGUCUGGUCCUGAUUACAAAGGAGGGAGGCACAUUCAAGGACAGACGACCACUGCUGAGUUCCCCGGCAGCUCCCGUCCCACAGUGCAUCUGAUCUGGAUCCCCGUACCUCAGACUCUGACACUGCUUCCAGAACAGAGCCAGGCUCGCUGGGGCUUCGUCCUGGUUAUGGCCAAUAGUUUAGAAUCUGCUGAGGCCAGUUUUGAUGAGGCCCUGAAUCUGAUGGCGACUGGUAACCUGCGUCUGUCGCACGAGAAGGCCUGGAAAGAGCUGUGGCUGCAGAGCCAGGUGGAAGUGGCUGGGUCAGAGAGCCUCUGCAAGGCUCUGAUUGGCUGCAUGUUCUACCUCCUCAGUGCCUUUCCUUCCAUACAUGACACCUCCAACUCUUUUGGCGGAGUCAGUCCAGGUGGGCUGUCUAAUGGUGGGGAUGGUCAGGACUACUGGGGCCACGUUUUCUGGGAUCAGGACAUCUGGAUGUAUCCUGGAAUAGCCCUUUUCUACCCCAAGUUAGCCAGAUCUGUGCUGGAGUACCGGGUGGGGACCAUAGAUGGCGCAAAAGACAAUGCCCAAAAGCAGGGCUACAAGGGACUAAAGUUCCCAUGGGAGAGUGCUGUGUCAGGGAGGGAGGUGUGUCCAGAGGACAUUUAUGGACAACAAGAGAUUCACAUCAAUGGAGACGUCACCCUGGCCUUUCAACACUAUCUCUACCUCACUGAGGAUCUGUCCAUGUUCAGAGAGGGACAGGGCAGCAAGGUGAUAUAUGGUGUGGCUGAUUACUGGGUUUCUAGAGUAAGAUGGAAUCCAGAGGACCAGAAAUAUCACCUCCUAGGUGUCAUGCCACCUGAUGAGUAUUAUUACAAUGUCAACAACUCUGUGUACACAAACACAGUGGCCAAAUUCAGUCUCCAGUUUGCCGUAGAGCUGGCGGAGCUUCUCCAACAUCCUGCACCAAAGGAAUGGAAAGAAGUGGCCGAACACAUCAAGAUACCUUUUGACCAAGAAUCCCAGUACCAUCCUGAGUAUGAUGGCUAUGUUAAAGGUCACCCAGUGAAGCAGGCAGACACGGUGAUGCUGGGAUAUCCUCUUGGAUUGCCAAUGUCUCUGGAGGUCAGAAGAAAUGACCUAGAAGCGUAUGAGCCAGUAACAGACCCUCGUGGUCCAGCAAUGACAUGGGGUAUGUUUGCCAUCGGCUGGCUGGAGCUGGGGGAGGCUGAGAGAUCUCAACGUUUACUUGAGAAGUGCUUCAGCAACAUCCAGGGCCCGUUCCAGGUAUGGAGUGAAUCAUCAGAUGGCUCUGGUGCAGUCAACUUUCUCACGGGUAUGGGAGGAUUCCUGCAAGCUGUGCUGUUUGGUUAUACUGGCUUCAGAGUUCAGAAGGAGUGCCUGGCCUUUUCUCCACUUCUUCCGAAUGACAUUUCCGAGCUCUGCAUUCGUGGUGUGAACUACCUGGGCAGUCAGAUGGACUGGCUGCUGAGGAAAGAUGAAGUUUGUGUCAUACUGAGGGAACAAGCAAGGAGUGAUGGCAACGUUAAGCCCUAUGAUCUACAGGUUGUCCUGAAGGCAUCAGGAACUAAAAUCCCUCUCACACCAGGCCAGCCGGUAACUUUUCCUCGAGAGCCUGGGUGUGUGUGUAAACUGACUUCGACGUCUUUCUGCUGGCCUAUCUGAAACAGGACCUCUGACCCUCCUAAUCAUUCCAUAUACGCAUAAUUAAAAAUAUGCUGAGCAAAUUAUUUUAUAUCUAGACUGUUGCUACACGUUGUAUGCUAACAUUCACUUGACCAAUCAUGGACAAAAUGUAUGAAAUUCAAUAAAGAAAGGCAACAUGAA
Molecule: messenger RNA, 3142 nt
Organism: Toxotes jaculatrix (banded archerfish)
Lineage: Eukaryota; Metazoa; Chordata; Actinopteri; Toxotidae
Gene: pgghg
Product: protein-glucosylgalactosylhydroxylysine glucosidase
Exons: 13
Coding region: 887-2980 (697 amino acids)
Biological process (GO): carbohydrate metabolic process
Molecular function (GO): catalytic activity
Source: RefSeq, a predicted model, not a curated record